GGAGAGAGUGAUGACGUGGCAGUGAAAGACACAGACUCACUUGCACAACACGCGCACACACACACACCACACACCACACACACACACACACACACACACACACACACACACACACACACACACAAGUCUUGCCCUACUAAGACAAGGAAGAGGGAGAGAAUAUUCUGCCAUGAUGGUGUCAUUUUUCUCCAUUACCAAUGUGUGAGCCAAACACUCAAACACACACACAUACACACACACACUCAUACUCUGUUGGGAGUUGCCUUCAUGGGGGAUAAGGCCCUAUCUAGGGCACAGAGAUGGAGUUCACAUCUUAUUCGUUACUUGUCUAGCACUCACGCAGAUGUACACACAAAUACACACACCUGGAAUCUCACAUGUCAGAAGUGAAUACUGAAAGACUGAAUGGAGUGAAGACAUUAAACAUAUCAAACAAGACACCAACAUUAGGCCCAGGCAAAAGAAGAUUCCUCAAGUGUGCUGUAAGGACUGAGGGAGCUGCUGUUUGACCCCCUUCCUCACUGGAGCUCUAUUGUAGGAACCUCGACUACCAAGAAAGCAGGGUGCACCUGAGACACAUAGCCAGUGUUUUACAAAGUGCCCUACAGUUGUCACCAUGAGCUGUAGGCUAGAGGGAACACCCCAGCUCUAGCCUCUAUCUCCUCCAGUGUGUGUGUGUGAGAGUGAGAGCGAGUGUGUGUAUGAGUGUGAUGGCUGUGUGUGUUUGGGCGGCAGCCCCCCUGGUCUUCCUGGGGCUGUGCCUGUGCAGCGUGGGGGGCCAGGCCCAAGGGGAGGUCCUGGAGUUCGGAGGUGUGUCCAGCCAGUGGGGGCGGUUCCCAGUGUGGAACGCCUGCUGCGAGAGUGUGCUGAGCUUCAGCCUGCGGACUCACAGCCAGGAGGGCCUCCUGCUCUACCUGGAUGAUGAGGGCUUCUGUGACUUCCUGGAGCUGCUGCUUCUCCAUGGCCACCUCCGCCUGCGCUUCUCCAUCUUCUGUGCUGAGCCGGCAGAGCUGCAAUCAGGUGUGGCGGUGAGUGAUGGGCACUGGCAUGCAGUGCGUGUCAAGCGGGACUGGAAGAACACCUCGUUGGAGGUGGAUGGACGAUUGGAGGGAUGGGCGGAAGUGAAGAGCAAGAGAAGAGACAUGACAGUAUUCAGCCACACCUACAUGGGCGGGGUGACGCCAGAGCUCCACUCCUCGCCACUUCGCCUCACAUCCCCUUCGGUACGGGAGCACCCUGCCUUUCGUGGCUGGAUCACGGCGGUGAGUGUCAACGGCUCACUGGCGACGUUGGAAAGCUCAGAAGGUGUCACCGUAACAGCUGGCUGUGGGCCGGAUCACCAGUGCCAAAACGGAGGGGUGUGCAGCGUGGUCAACGACCAGGCCGUCUGUGAUUGCUCCAACACCGGUUACCAAGGCAACGACUGCAGCGAAGAGCACAUCUACACUCCAGGUCUGGCACACCUGAUGAUUGGCGACCAAGGAAAACUCAGAGCUCGCGAGGAGUAUGUUGCCACCUUCAAGGGCUCUGAGUACUUCUGCUACGACUUGUCGCCCAACCCCAUCCAGUCUAGUAGCGAUGAAAUCACGCUCUCCUUCAAGACGCUGCAGCGCAACGGCCUGAUGCUGCACACUGGCAAGUCAGCCGACUACGUCAACCUGGCACUGAAGAAUGGAGCUGUGUCACUUGUCAUCAACCUUGGCUCUGGGGCCUUCGAGGCCUUGGUGGAGCCUGUCAAUGGCAAGUUCAACGACAACGCCUGGCACGACGUGAAGGUCACCCGCAACCUGAGACAGCACUCAGGCAUUGGACACGCUAUGGUGACCAUCUCUGUGGACGGCAUCCUGACCACCACAGGCUACACCCAAGAGGACUAUACCAUGCUGGGCUCUGACGACUUCUUCUACGUGGGAGGGAGCCCCAGCACUGCUGACCUGCCCGGUUCUCCAGUCAGCAAUAACUUCAUGGGCUGUCUCAAAGAGGUGGUGUACAAGAACAAUGAUGUACGGUUGGAGCUGUCUAGACUGGCUAAACAGGGAGACCCAAAGAUGAAGGUGAGUGGGGUAGUGUCUUUUAAGUGCGAGAGUGUGGCCACCCUGGACCCCGUGACUUUUGACACCCCAGAGUCUUUCGUGGCACUAAGCAAAUGGUCAGCGAAGAAGGCUGGAUCAAUCUCAUUCGACUUCAGGACCACAGAGCCAAACGGGUUGAUGCUUUUCAGUCAUGGCAAACCCAGACAGCAACAACGCAAGGACCCACGCACGCCUCCUACACUCAAGGUGGAUUUCUUUGCCAUUGAGAUGCUGGAUGGGCACCUUUACUUGCUGCUGGACAUGGGCUCAGGAACCACCAAGACCAAGGCUAUCGACAGAAAGGUCAACGAUGGAGAAUGGUAUCAUGUGGACUUCCAGAGGGACGGCCGCUCAGGAACCAUCUCGGUGAACAGUGUGAGAACAGCGUACACAGCUCCAGGAGACAGUGAGAUCCUGGACCUGGAUGAGACUUUGUACCUCGGAGGACUACCCGAAGACCGCGCUGGACUCAUCUUCCCCACAGAGGUGUGGACGGCUCUGUUGAACUAUGGUUAUGUGGGCUGCAUCAGAGACCUUUUUGUGGACGGGCAGAGCAAAGACAUCCGGCGGCUGGCGGAGGCCCAGAGGGCGGUGGGGGUGAAGCCCUCCUGCUCGAGAGAACCGCCCAAACAGUGCCUGUCCAACCCCUGCCAGCACAAUGGCAUUUGCAGGGAGGGCUGGAAUCGCUACGUCUGCGACUGCUCUGGGACGGGAUACCUGGGACGCUCCUGUGAGAGAGAUGCAACUAUCCUGUCGUACGACGGCAGUAAGUUUAUGAAGGUGCAGCUGCCUAUGGCGAUGCACACUGCGGCGGAGGACGUCUCGCUACGCUUUCGCUCCCAGCGGGCCUAUGGCGUUCUCAUGGCAACCACGUCCCGUAACUCUGCAGACACUCUUCGUCUGGAGCUGGAUGGGGGCCGUGUCAGACUCACUGUCAACCUAGACUGUAUCAGGAUAAAUUGUACAGCCAGUAAAGGCCCAGAGACCAUCUUUGCGGGGUCGGGCCUCAAUGAUAAUGAGUGGCACACGGUGAGGGUAGUCCGGCGUGGCAAGGGCCUCAAACUCACCGUAGAUGACCUGCAGCCUGUUGAAGCCCUCACCUCUGAGCUUACCCCGCCACCAGGUCAGAUGGCGGGCGACCACACCCAGUUGGAGUUCCACAAUGUGGAGACGGGUAUUGUGACGGAGAAGCGCUUCAUGCCUGCCGUGCCCUCUAAUUUCAUCGGCCAUCUUCAGGGCCUGACGCUGAAUGGCAUGCCCUACAUCGACCUGUGCAAGAACGGUGACAUAGACUACUGCGAGCUCAAUGCUGUUAUUGGCUAUAAGAGCAUUGUGGCUGACCCCGUCACCUUCCGCUCGCGCUCCAGUUUCGUCACACUGCCCACGCUGCAGGCCUACUACUCCAUGCAUCUCUUCAUGCAGUUCAAGACGACGUCACCCGAUGGCCUCGUUCUCUUCAACAGGGGGGACGGCAAUGACUUCAUAGUGGUAGAGCUGGUUAAAGGCUACCUACACUACAUCUCUGACCUGGGCAAUGGAGCACACCUGAUUAAGGGCAACUCUAACAGUCCCCUGAACGACAACCAUUGGCACAAUGUGCACAUAUCCAGAGACACUAACAACCUCCACACAGUCAAGAUUGACACCAAAGUCACUACGCAGACCACCAUGGGCGCCAAGAACCUCGACCUAAAGGGUGACCUGUACAUCGGGGGCGUCUCCAAAGAGAUGUACCGAGACCUGCCUAAGUUGGUCCACUCCCGCGAGGGAUUCCAGGGUUGCCUAGCAACAGUUGAUCUAAAUGGCCGACUCCCUGACCUUUUGGCUGAUGCACUUGCAACCAUGGGACAAGUAGAGAGAGGAUGUGAAGUUACAUUGAUGAAAGCUGACUUGCAAGGCCCCAGCACUACAUGUCAAGAAGAUUCUUGCUCAAAUCAGGGAGUUUGUUUGCAGCAGUGGGAAGGCUUCACCUGUGACUGCAGCAUGACGUCAUAUGCUGGGCCACUAUGCAAUGAUGCUGGGACCACUUAUAUAUUUGGCCGGGAUGGAGGUUUGGUGGUUUACACGUGGCCCCCUAAUGAACGUCCCAGCACCAGGGCAGACCGGCUUGCCCUCGGGUUCAGCACCCAACAGAAACACGCCAUUCUGCUCCGGGUGGACAGCGCGUCGGGCCUGGGAGAUUACCUUCAGCUGCAGAUAGACAAAGGCAACAUUAGAGUAGUGUUUAAUGUGGGCACUGAUGACAUCAACAUCGAGGAGAGCUCCAAGUUUGUCAACGAUGGAAAGUACCACAUAAUUCGGUUCACCCGCAGCGGAGGCAAUGCAACCCUCCAACUGGACGACCUGCCAGUAAUAGAGCGCUAUCCCUCAGGCAACAUUGAUAACGAGCGCCUGGCCAUCGCCAGACAGCGAAUCCCCUAUCGGCUCGGUCGAGUAGUUGACGAUUGGCUACUCGACAAAGGUCGCCAACUGACCAUCUUCAACAGCCAGACGACGGUGCGUGUUGGUGGAGGUGAGCGUGAAGGUAUGUUCCAGGGCCAGCUGUCUGGACUCUACUACAAUGGCCUCCGCAUUCUCAACAUGGCCGCUGAGGGGCACCCCCACAUCAGAGUGGAAGGAAGCGCAAGACUGGUCGGCGACAUGCCGUCCUCUUCCAUCACCCCGCAGUCCAGUGCUGCAGCGGGAGGCAAUCGCUCUGACUCCGCCCCCUCCACAAGUGACAUCACAACCACCACAGCCACCAACAGGAAACAGGGGGCCACACAGCAGUCGGCAGACGACCUGCUGGUGGCGUCAGCUGAAUGUCCCAGCGAUGAUGAAGACAUUGACCCCUGUGACCCCAGUUCAGCCCGCCCUCCCCUGCCAGAGGUUAAGGUGUUCCCAGGUCCAUCUGAGGUGGUUCGGGAGAGCAGCAGCACUACAGGUAUGGUGGUGGGCAUUGUGGCGGCUGCAGCCCUCUGCAUUCUCAUCCUCCUCUACGCCAUGUACAAGUACCGCAACCGCGACGAGGGCUCCUACCACGUGGAUGAGAGCCGCAACUACAUCAGCAACUCAGCCACACAGCCCAAUGGCAGCGCCAAGGACAAGCCGCUGGGGAUCGCCAAGAUCUCCAAGAACAAGAAGAACAAAGACAAGGAGUACUACGUCUGAGGCGGAAGACGUCCGACACACAGACAUAUACGCAUACACCUUUAUAUAUAACGGUAUAUGUACAUAAAGAUAUAUUCUCAAAAAAAACACACACAUACACACUGACAUAGACAUGCUGAUGUUAAUGUUUACUCUCCAAUAAUCACAUCUGCACACAUGCUGGCAAGCACAAACAUACUGUAUACAUGUUCAAGCACACAUACACUUAAGCACAAACAUACACACACACACACAUAUACACACACAGAUACAGACUUGCCCAAGGGCAUGGACCCUUAUUGUACAGUAUUUACCAAUGAGAAAAGCCUCUGAGAGAGGCUUGUUUUAAGAACAUGAAAACCAUUCCAAAUGAUUUUAAAAAAGCACCAGUUCAACUCCCAGUUAAGAACCAUUUUGGGUCCAGCCAGUUAAAAAGAUCAGUCACUUCCCUGCCACAGUAGGACCUCUCCUGUUGGACUUGGAGAGGUCAAGGAAGACUUUUAAGUGAAGCACAUGGCAGACGGAGUGUGUUGAGCGAGAGGGCAGAGCACCAGAACAAAGAUGAUGUAAAAGCACCAAGACAAGCACCAAGUGUCUCUUCCAAGCUUCUUGGCCUUCCUCCCUGUUAGCAGAUGGGACUUGAUGAAACACUGAGGAUGCUGAAGAAACAAGCAAACUGACAGUCCAAGUCCAACCCCAAGCAACAGGACAGGAAAUCAGGGUGUAGCAAUAGAGACAGGAAAUUACAAGUUAAUAGGCAGAGGCGGGGCUGGUACCGUGAAUAUAAUGGAUGGGCUGUGGUGCUACUGUUAUGGCACCCUCUAAAUCACAAAGGUGGAAUUAGCGGAAAACUGAGAGAUUUUUCCUGGACAGGAUACUUGAGACUUCAGAUGCUACCUACAGACACCAGUCGUGCAUGACUACGGUGUCACACACACAAACGCACACACAGACAUACAGCACACAUGCACACACAGAAAAUAUAAACAAUCUAUACCUGCAGACAUACACAUACCUGCGAUGCUAAAGACCGACCAUAUCUUCAUAACUGACACUAAAGACUAUAAAAGAAGAAAAUGGUAAAAAUGACAAUGACCAUUAUGAUAAUUGUUAUGGCAAUGAUAAUGAUGAAAAUGAAGAACAUUUGGGCAGUAUAGACUUUUUGGGGAAGGGAGGGGGGGUCUUAUUGCACGUGAAUUAUCUUACUCCGUGUGAUUUAUACCGCAUUGAAACUCCAGAGGUUACACCGUGAUGCAGCACCAUCAUAAACUUACCACCUUGGCUUGAAGUAUUUCUAAAUACGCACUUCAAAUGGUUUUCAGUCUGUGGGAUUCAACCAUGAUUUAAUCUCUGAAUCGACUCUCAGUUCAAAUCUUUAUUGACAAAGUGUGACCAUCUCGAGUGUGCUGCAUGCCUGAGUCUCUGAGCUGUGCUGUGAAGUGGUUGCGUGUCCCACUAAGUCCAGAGGUGGUAGGUAUGUUUGUGGGAGGAAGGAGGGGGUUGUUGCGGGUUGCAAUGUAACUCCAUUGCAACGUCUGGAUGUGUGCGGCCACCACAGGCCACGUCCUGUUUUUUAGCCUGAUGUCUUAUAGGCCACUCCCACUAUACCUGCUCUAACCAACCACCUUUUUUAGCAAAAAAACAGCAGAGGAAAAGAAUCAAAAACAGAACAAAGUAAAUGUUACCAUGUGUUGCUAAUAGAUAGAAAAGUCCCGUUCAUGAUGCCAUUGACUCAUAGUCAAGUUGCUUUGAUUUCAUUGCUCUCCCUUUCUCUCUUUCUCUUUGCAUCCUUUUGUCUUCAUGCUAUUGGUUGACUGUUUAUUAAUAUUCAUGACAUAAACAAUACAGGGCAGAUAGAUGGGUUUCCGAUGUGUUGCAGUAUAAUUAUCUGUUUAUGGACCUUUGCAGUGUCUGAGCCCUCAACAGCUCAAGAAUUGUAGCUCCACAAUAUAUCAAUACAAACUGUGCCAUGACACGAACAAGCCCCUCCAGAUCUUCCAAGCAACGUAACAAUUCAGUCGGAUGCAUGCAAAAUGACCAGGGCAAGAACAGACAUGAAAACGACUGUGUGAGAUUUGAAAGUUUAAUGUCAAAAUUAACUUAACAUAUUCCCUUAUUCUUUCCAUCCUUAACUGGCCUUGACCUCCUUUUUUUCUUCCUUCUCGUUUUCCCCUUGUUUAGUAUGUUUCCCACUCAGCCCUUCCAGUUCCUCCGUGUCUGUCGCUUUCUUUCCCCUCUAUCUCUGUUGUGUUGCCAUCUGAAACAAAGGAGGUGUCUCAACUAAUGGGAUUCUACAUCUAGGUGUUCAUUAACCAUGUUUAUUUUCUAUAUGUACAAUUUUUCUACAGUAUUUACUUUUAUUUUUAUUGUUACGGUUCUUUGAUGAACAUAAAGUGGAAAUUUAUUAUGAAAAAUAGUUUUGAAGAUUAAUGAGUAAAUAAAAUAUUACCCAAGUGA
Molecule: messenger RNA, 7658 nt
Organism: Etheostoma spectabile (orangethroat darter)
Lineage: Eukaryota; Metazoa; Chordata; Actinopteri; Perciformes; Percidae
Gene: nrxn1a
Product: neurexin 1a
Exons: 26
Coding region: 702-5222 (1506 amino acids)
Source: RefSeq, a predicted model, not a curated record